AUGCACGCGCAGGAGGAGGUGCUCUGCCCCGUCCUUGGGGAGGAGAUCGGUGAGAGUGCGCGCCAGCACAGCCUGGACGUGGACGAGUCCCUCAAGAUGCUGCUGGCCGACAUCGACGGCAUGAAGGUUGGCGAUGACGGCCUCAAAUCCAAGGUGGAGCAGCUCAUGGCGGUCUUCUUCGAACACAUGACAGAGGCGCCCUUCCGCAUCUCGCUGGCGGGAGCCAUCUUGUCAGCACGCGGUUGA
This is a messenger RNA of Monoraphidium neglectum, 246 nucleotides long. RefSeq lists its product as hypothetical. NCBI's taxonomy places the organism in Eukaryota, Viridiplantae, Chlorophyta, Chlorophyceae, Sphaeropleales, Selenastraceae. The record is from RefSeq and is a predicted model, not a curated record. The coding region runs from base 1 to 246 and encodes 81 amino acids. The transcript has 4 exons.